GAAAGCUCAUACCAAAAUAUAAACUUAGUUGGUCUUUAAGGUGCUACUGAAGGAAUUUUUUUAUUUUGCUUCAACUCAGACCAACACGGCUACCUACCUGUAACUAGAACUAUUGUUCAUAUUUAUUGCAAACCUUGAAAGUAUUUGAUGGGGGGGAAAGACUUAAGAUCUUGCAAAUCACUUUCUGGUUUUGUCACUUGCCCCAAAUAUGCUGUCCGAGAUGCUUUCCCCCUAUAUGGUUUCUCUUUCCAAGGUACCUCCAGAAUUUCAGUACUUUCCCUGUCCCUCCCCAGUCUGCAUCAUCCUGAUCCUGGUCCGAACCUCCAAAUUCCAACCACAAGAUAAACUCUUUGCAGGAAACAUGGCUAAGGUUAUGCAAAUUUAUACAAGUUCAUUUUAUGCUAUUCAAAAAUCUUUUGGUUUCUUCUUACAGAGUCUGUAUUGCCAUGGUGCAAAAUUUGAUUUUAUUGGGAAGAAAACUUCACAGUGACCUUCAGCAGAGUAACUAGAAUAAUAACUCAGUGAGUUGAUACACUUUGGCAGUACAAAAAUUAAAAUAAAAUAGUAGCAGGGAAGCAUAUAUUUGCUUUGAGAUGCAACUAGGCAUAUAUAAUGUGGUGAAGCAAAUGUAACCUGUUUCCAUUUAGACAAUUUUGACAGUGAUUGAUUUUGAUCUAUAAUGGCAUGGCUGAAAUAUUGAUAAACUUGAGUUAUCACCUUCAAAUGUUUGAAUGCGACACAUCACAAAGUACAUAGGUGAGAUGGCAGACCCAGUUGUGUUAUUGCUUGUGAAUGUACUCUUGGAAAAAUAAAAGGAUAAUAAUAGAAUCAUAGAAUUGCAGAGUUGGAAGUAAUAAAAUUGUGUGUUUGUUAAGCAGAGAUGAAAUGUUUGGAUACAGUUACAUAGUUUUGUUUUUUGUUUAAUUAUCUAGCUAUUGAUUUUAGACUUUAAUAACAGGGCACCAUUGCACUUGAGCUUCCUAUAGCAUUCUGGUCAAAAUGUAAAGGGUCCGUUUCACCUGUAAGGACUUUACGCACCUUUUGCUUUGAUUACUACAAGCUUUGGUCUGUCCAGAAGGGAUUAUAAUUAUUUAUCCUGCAUUUGUUUAGAUAACUUCUGUUCUUCUUUGAUAUUUUAGGAAUGCUUUAAAAUGUACUCUGGCUCUCUGCAUAAAAAGAGAUUAGGAAGCUAGCUAUAAAUUUGAUACGCUUGGCUAACACAAAAAGUGUACAAGAGAUUCUUUAGGUUAAUUAUUCUUCAGUAUCCAUGUGGUGGGUAAAUCACAUUUUCACUUUGCAUGGUUGACCAUUAAGCUCAUUGAUAUGCUGCUAUAUGUCAGGGAUCGCUGACUUCUGCAUUGUUGGGACCAUGCCGUUCUCCUAAUCACCUGGUGGUAGGAAGUGUCUAUUAACUAGCAACCAACUUUCUCAUGAGUAGUCAAGCUCCAUAAUAAAGUAGGUGCAGUUCAAUACUUAGGGUAUCACAAUUAUAGAACCCAUGUGCUCAAGGUUUAGCCAGGACAUUACACACAAAAUCCAAAAGGGAGUAUGUGUGUGGAAUCACUAUUUCUUGGGAAUGGAAUCUAUUUUCCUUUUCCUUACAGCUGAAACUGUAGACCAACCUUUUAUGACACCAUGCUUAGAAUUUGGUAGGGCUGUAGAGGGUGCUGUAAAAUGAUAUGGGGCCGGGCUUGCCAGUUGGUCUUUCCUGUCAUAUAUUUAAAGUCAAAAUUUUAAAUCCUUUUCAUAUAGUCUGGUAGCAAACAUUGGAACAAGCAGAGCUGAUCAAUUUGUAGAGAUGAGCAAAACCAGGACCUAUGUUAGACCCACUGCCAACAUGUGAGAUGCUGGGGCCACCUGAUUCCUGGCAUGCCCAUGGCAGCAGCCAACAGGACUGAGGGGGCAGCUUUGACUGGAGCUCUGGACUACAUGCCCAAACUCACCAUCCUGCCAUAUUAAUUAUGCUGCCCUGGUGUGCUUCUGGCAUGGAAUCCGGAGCUCCAAGUGGCAAUGGGGACUGCAGGGGGCAGCUCAGCAAUGACACAGAUCAGAGCUAUCUUGAUUACUGUAGUUGAAUCCAGCCCAGAAUGAUAAAGUAACUAAUAACAAACAACAGAACAUUCUAGCAUGCUGCUUCUGUAUGGUUUUUUUUGGUGUGUCUUUUAGUUUAUGAGCAGUAGGCAGAUUGAACUUAGUCUGUAGACUUCAGUGGUUUCUUUCUAUCCAUUCUUACUCCAGCUCCCUUCCAUGACAGUGCUACCUAUGUCAACAUGGUCCUCACUUUUUGAGUGGACACUGAGGUGCCAAUCUUUGUGCUACUGUUUAAUUUGCACAGCAGGAUCUACACGACCAAACAGAUGGCUGAUCUCAGUCAGGAAAAUACAACUGCAAAAUGCACUGAGUGUUGCACAUCAUUUGAACCAAGCAAUGGUGUACUUUUUUGCCCCCGUUGCAAUAAUGGCACCAUGUGCCCUGAACAAGCUGUAGUAGAGACCUCAGAUUCACCAACUACUUCAGUGAGUGAAUGUUCGGAUCCCGAAGACACCAUGUCAAAGAAACAAACAUCUUAUUUAACAAAUAUGCCAAAGUCAGAACUAACAGACUCUCAGAGGAAAAUGCUCAUUACCACCCCAGGCAUUCGUGGCAGUAAUACAGAAUUCAAAGUUCCUCACACGCGAAUAGAAGAUGGAGCAGCAAUUCAGCAAAUUUAUUCAUUUGGAAGGAAAUUAGGACAAGGCAGCUUUGGUGUGGUGAUUGAAGUAACAGACAAAGAAACAGGCAUGAAGUGGGCAAUCAAGAAAGUGAACCGGGAAAAGGCAGGGAGUUCUGCAGUAAAACUACUUGAAAGGGAAGUGAGCAUCCUGAAAACAGUAAACCAUGAGCAUAUAAUACAUCUUGAACAGGUGUUUGAGACUCCCAAGCGUGUGUACCUUGUAUUGGAGCUAUGUGAGGAUGGAGAACUUAGAGAGAUUCUACAAAGAAAAGGUCAAUUUACGGAGAAUGAGACACGGCACAUCAUUCAGAGUCUUGCCUCAGCAAUAGCAUAUCUUCACAAAAGAGAUAUUGUUCACAGAGAUCUGAAAUUGGAAAACAUUUUAGUUAAAAGCAGUGACAUUGAUGAAGAAAAUGAAAUGAAAUUAAAUAUAAAGGUGACUGAUUUUGGUUUAGCUGUACAAAAGAUGGGAGGAAGCGAAAGCAUGUUCCAGUCUACCUGUGGGACUCCUAUCUACAUGGCCCCAGAAGUGAUCAGUGCACAUGACUAUAGCCAACAGUGUGAUGUUUGGAGCAUAGGUGUCAUCAUGUAUAUGCUAUUAUGUGGUGAUCCACCUUUUAUGGCAGGCUCUGAAGAAAAGCUUUUUGAACUUAUAAAGAAAGGAGAUAUUCAUUUUAAACAUUCAAUCUGGGAUACAGUCAGUAAGGCUGCCAAAGCUGUGUUAGAGCUGCUUCUGAGAGUAGACCCUGCCCACAGAAUGACUGCUAAUGAAUUGCUUCACAUCCAGUGGAUAACAGGUGAAACAGACAUUUCUCCAAGGCCAUGUAAUGUCCUAGAGUUGAUGAAGAAGUGGAAUAACGACAUCAACACUGACAGUAAAGAAGUAGACCUUCUGGAAGUUGAACUGAAUGGUGCAUCAUCAACUUCACAACAAGAUAUUCAUGAAGAACAUGACAGACUUACUAGCAGCAAUGGCAACUUAGAGGCCAGUAUAGAAACAGAAACAGAGAGUGGGAGCAGCAAAUCCUCCACGCCGACAAAACAAGUAAAAGUUAACCUGACUCGUAAGAAAAAACACCACAGCAACACUUUACCAAAUGGGACAACGAGGAAGAAAAGUUCACAUAACAAGUCAACUUCCAAUAUUCAGACUGGUGGAAGUGGGUCGGUGUCUCCAGGAUCAGCUGCUAGACGGAUGCAGGAUAGUCAAGAGAAGAAAACUGAAAUGGAAAAGUCUUCUUUUUCUCUGAGUCAUGGGUCUCCAAGCAAAAGUUCACACAAAUCAGCUACCCUUAGUGGCCUACUCAAAACGAAAAAGAAAUCUUAGGCCGUAUCCAUCAACUCAAAAUGAAGUUCUUAUGAAGUAACUUGUGCCGAUGCCAAAAUGUGGCAGCUUUAUAAAAAGGACCAAUGUAGCCUGAACUCUUUUGCCAUUUUUUGUUGUUCUGAGAUCUAUAAUCAUCAAGAGAACUCUAGCUUCACAGUAGUGCUGAUAAAAGUUCUGAAGCAGUGUGAAUUCCUAACCUAUGUGAGGGCAUCCACUGGUCAUAUUACUUUCAGAGCAAGAGCACAGAAUUGUGUAAAAAUCUGUCUUUUAUUUAUUGUAUUGUUCAGGCAAACGACUGGUUUCUUUCAAUCUACUUUCUAUAUUUUUCCUAAAUUUGCUUUGUAUUGUCACAAACGUUUGUUGCGUGGGAGAAUAAGGAGCCAAAAUAUGUAAUGGCUAGGUGGUAUGUAUGUAUGUAUGUAUGUAUGUAUGUAUGUAUGUAUGUAUGUAUGUAUGUAGAUUGUGCUUAUAACCCUGUAGGCAUUAUAACUUGUGUACCAAGGUCAAUGGAUUUUGUUUCUGAUAUUUUUAUGGCACUUUAGUUUGCUUAGAAAAAAUACUUUAAACAUUCUUAGGUAUUAUGAAAAUUGCUGAGGUUCAUAUUGCUGCUAAAACUCUUGUGUGUUUAAAUAAAACAGAUCUUAGAAAAAUAAUUUUCAUAUGCUAGUUAAUCUUCAUUUUUGAAAGGAUGGAUUGUGCUGCAGAAGAAUCAUAUUUUUGUAAUAUGAUUCUUUUCUUUUAAAGAUAAAGCUCUUUUGCUUAAAGUUGUUUCAUUAGAUUAUUCUUGAAUGCUUACACUUGACACAUUUUGCACUGUGAAUUAUUCAGGCUGUCAGGCUGAAUAUUUGUAUAGUGGUCUCAGCCAUAUGCUUGUAUAACAUUUGGUUCUUUUCAAACUUUUGUGGAAAAUUUAGUGUAGCUCUUCCCAUGAUUGCACGCAACUGUGGGUCCACAGUUUAUGCAGAAACACCAAGUACUUCAGUGAAUCCUGUGAAUGAAGCAGAUUUCAUUCUUCUUCUGUCACCUUCCCAAGAUGAUUAUGCAGGGCAUUGCCAAGGGCCCAGUUCCAUGUAAGCUGCAGGUUCCCCAGAGGUUUCUAGUUCCUGGGACCUGCAAGUGAUUUAAUGUGGGCAUGCUGUCACUUAGACUUUUCAAGCCAAUGAUGGCAUUUUAGAUGUUCACAAUAUCAUUUUGGUUUUAAUUUGUACGACUUGAUAAAUAAUUUGAUCUGUCCAGAUAAAUAGUUGGAUACAUCCAAACUUUCCCCAAAUAUGCAUGGGUGAUAAGGAGGUUGCCUGUUUCUACUUCAAAUCUUGAUGUCUUACAUUUACUUCAUGGGAAGAAUUUAAUAUUUUACUAUUAAUGUGUAUUAGUAAAGUUACUAAUGUUAUAACCCCCCCCCCAAAAAAACACACACAUUCAGGCUUGUCCCAGAUACUGGAUCUGACAGCCUCUCUAGUUUGAUAUGAAAUGGUCAGAGUAUCUUAAAAAGUUGAACUAGCUUUCCGAGUCUCCUGACAGAGGUGCAAUAGGUCCCUUUUGUUCUAAAAGACCAGAUCUAGUUGGCUAUUAGCUCUUGGCACCAGUUAUUUUCCUUUAGUCAGAUAAUUGCUUGUAGGGUAUGCCAGGACGUGCUCUAUUAGAGCUGCAAAGGUAUCAUUAGCCAGCCUCAGGUCAAUCCUACCUGAUCGCAGGACUGGCUUAGUUGCAAACUGACUAUGUAGCGUUAAGGUCGGUUCUAUUUUGUGUUCAAAUAAAUCCUUGACUAUUGUAAAUGGAGUUUUAAUGACUGGGGCUGAUAUAUACUGUGCCCUUUGCUCUUUUGUACCCUGCACCCAGGGAUAUAUAGAAUUUUCAAUAAAAGAAAAUAUGGCAGUCA
Molecule: messenger RNA, 5919 nt
Organism: Zootoca vivipara (common lizard)
Lineage: Eukaryota; Metazoa; Chordata; Lepidosauria; Squamata; Lacertidae
Source: RefSeq, a predicted model, not a curated record